Molecule: messenger RNA, 1710 nt
Organism: Daldinia caldariorum
Lineage: Eukaryota; Fungi; Ascomycota; Sordariomycetes; Xylariales; Hypoxylaceae
Product: adenylyltransferase
Exons: 1
Coding region: 140-1597 (485 amino acids)
Biological process (GO): tRNA wobble position uridine thiolation; protein urmylation
Cellular component (GO): cytosol; cytoplasm
Molecular function (GO): thiosulfate-cyanide sulfurtransferase activity; adenylyltransferase activity; URM1 activating enzyme activity
Source: RefSeq, a predicted model, not a curated record
GACGUUAGGUCGCAUUGCGGUGCUGCAAGUGCGCAUAUAGCCGCAUACAUUUUUUUAUGUAUUGUACAAUACGGGACCGGGGAUCUGCACACAGCACCGGGUUGGCAUAUACACACAAGCUACAUCUGUUGUUGACCCCAUGGAUUCCAUAACAGAUAAAGCACAGCAACUCCGCCAUAAAAUAUCUCAGGCGGAGAAAGAGCUUCAAGAUUUGCGAAGACAACUAGAAGAAAUAGAGGAGUCAAACUCCCAGAGUCAAGAUACGAAUCAGCAGUUCGGUUCGACUUCGGAAUCAGAGAAUACUAAACAUGAACUCCCGGAGUGGAAGUGGCCCUUAAGCGAAGAAGAAUAUUCUCGCUAUGGCCGCCAGCUUAUAUUGCCUACUGUCGGCAUCAAAGGCCAGCUGCGCCUCAAGUCUGCCGCCGUACUGAUAGUUGGCGCCGGGGGGCUGGGCUGCCCAGCCGCUGCAUAUCUAGCCGGUGCAGGAGUAGGUACUCUUGGAAUCGUCGAUGGUGAUACCGUAGAAGUAUCGAAUCUACAUCGCCAGAUCGCACAUAACACUCCAAGGGUCGGCAUGAUGAAGGUAGACAGCUUGGUCGAAUAUUGUCGAGGACUUAACCCGAACGUGUCGUAUGUAGCACAUAGAGAACAUCUCACCCCCCAGAAUUCCGAGGAUAUCGUUUCUAAGUAUGAUCUGGUCCUCGAUUGUACGGAUCAUCCGACGUCUCGGUAUCUAAUCUCUGAUAUCUGCGUUUUGUUACAGAAGCCACUCGUCUCCGCAUCCGCCUUACGGACAGACGGGCAGUUGAUCGUCCUAAAUAACCCACCCGCAGCUCAAGGUUCUACGGAAGGUGGUCCAUGCUACCGCUGCAUCUUUCCCAAGCCACCCCCGGCCGAGAGUGUAGUCAGUUGUGGCGAGGGUGGAAUUUUGGGACCGGUGGUUGGGGUUAUGGGCGUGCUACAAGCACUUGAAGCUAUUAAAUUGGUCGUUGCUGGAGUCGGGAAAGAUUCAAACUCAACUUCCAAGGAUCCCGUCACGCCGAGUCUACUCUUGUUCUCUGCUACCUCGACUACGCCAUUUCGCUCGAUAAGAAUGCGGAGUCGACGACCUAACUGCUUCGCCUGCUCCUCUGAAUCAACAUUGACUCUAAAAGAAUUAAGAGCUGGUUCCUUGGACUAUGUCCAGUUCUGUGGGGUAACCAAGCCGGUCGAUGUCUUAAAGCCCGAAGAAAGGGUGUCUGCUACGGAGUAUAAUGCUAUUUUGACCAAACAGUCCGAUAUGGAUCACUUGUUACUAGACGUCCGCGAGAAGGAACAUUUUGAAAUUGCCAGUAUACCAGGCGCGAUCAACGUGCCCUUCUCAACCUUACAGGCACGCAGUAAAAAUUCCAGUUUAGCACCAGAAUAUAUCCCGAAAUCACUGUCGGCUAAUGCACCGAUAUACGUCAUCUGCAGAGUGGGCAACGACUCCCAGUUAGCAACGAGAAGGUUGAAAGAGAUGGGCCUAGAUGCGAAUGGAGAACGAUUUGUGGGCGAUAUUGAAGGAGGUAUGCUGGCCUGGAAACGCCACGUCGACCAAACGAUGCCUUUCACAUAACCGCUCAAGUCUCGACAGCGCAUAUAGUUCAACGACACGAAAUAUAGAGGUAGGAAUGGGGGGUUCCAUUUCAAAAAUCAUACCAAUUCCUUCUGUUAAUACAUUAGAGGGAG